This is a messenger RNA of Musa acuminata AAA Group (dessert banana), 682 nucleotides long. RefSeq names its product probable glutathione peroxidase 3, mitochondrial. The coding region runs from base 81 to 521 and encodes 146 amino acids. Lineage: Eukaryota; Viridiplantae; Streptophyta; Magnoliopsida; Zingiberales; Musaceae. The transcript has 4 exons. Gene Ontology annotation, biological process: response to oxidative stress. The record is from RefSeq and is a predicted model, not a curated record. Gene Ontology annotation, molecular function: glutathione peroxidase activity.
GACUCGAACAAUGCAAAGGUCCGUAAGGUCUCGCCGAAUCUUCUUCCUUUGUCUUCCCUUUUACGCCAUCGGCCGUACCGAUGCAUUCGAUCCGGAGCUGGGCCUUCUCCACCCUGAUCCUGGCUGUCGCCGUCGUCUUCUACGACUGGCCGUCUCCUCCUCUUCAAGAAAUGGCCGGAGAUAUUCCCGGAUCCUUGUAUGACAUCGCUGUGAAGGAUAUGGACGGGAAUGAUGUCAACCUGGGCAGCUACAGUGGAAAGGUUCUUCUCAUUGUCAACGUUGCCUCCAAGUGUGGUUUCACAAAUUCCAACUACAAGGAAAUGAAUGUUCUCUACGACAAGUACAAAGAUAAGGGAUUUGAAGUAUUAGCAUUUCCUUGCAAUCAGUUUGCCAGUCAGGAGCCAGGAACCAUUGAAGAAAUUAAGGAGACUGCCUGCACAGUGUUCAAAGCUGAGUUUCCUAUAUUUGAUAAGGUAAUUGCUCUAUGGCAAAGAAUACUCUCAUGCAGAAGGGAUCGAUAAUUUCUUUAAUACAUUUUACUUUUCCCCCAUUUUUUUCGACUCUACAGAAUCCGCAAAAUAAUAUCUUAAGCUACAACUUGUUUGUCUCUAUCUCAAAGAUUUUCUUGUAGAACAAUCUCCUGUUAUUUUAAUUUUUGAAAAUAAACAAAUUUUCUUCUUGA